ACACAAUUCAAGCUCCUACUUGCACAAUCGAAACGAUCUAGGAUUCUAGAUUUUGAUUAGAAUCAAUCUAGAUCUAGAUCUGUUUCUUACAGAUAAUUGUGUCAUAGUUUAGAAUCUAAUUACUUAACUUAUCUAGAGUCUAGAUCUACAUUGUAAUAAUUGAUAAAACUUCAAACAAGAACUUGACUUGAGUUUUUGGAAUUCCCUUCGCUUGAUUAUAAAUAUUUAUCAAAGUUUGAUUAAUUGGGCACAAUAUCAAAGAAAAACACUACUCUAGAAAAAAUGGUUCUUGUGGUGCAUACAAUUUUUUCCUCUUUAUAUUUCCAUCAGGCCUAUAUUUAUCUUUGCAAGUUUAUGUUUCCGUUUUAGUUUACUAUAGGCCACUCAAAACAUAAUUUAUGAAUGUUCCCAGUAAACUUAGCAAGAUGCCAUCGAUCAUGCCUUAUGCAGUGCCCUACCAGAACCAGUUACAGUUCAAUUUGGGGGUACCUGUGACUACAGGAAACCUAGCCGUUCAAUUUAGGCAUCCAGCCCCCAUCAUUGUGGAGAGAAACUGUGGCCAAAAUGGGCUGCCCAUUAAAGUGCCAUCAGCAGCUGGGUCAGCGCCCAGCCAAUCAGCUGUCAACUUCUCCUGUCUGUCUGAAGAAAAGAUGGCCGUCAUGUCUCAGCUGGCCAGACGAGAUUUAAAAAACAGAAAUUUGCAAAAGACAAGUCAGCCUCCCAGUCCUGAAUGUGUGCAGCACCUUGUACCCAGACCUCAGCAGCCUUGCACCCGCUCACAUGUCCACAAGACACGAGGAUUGAACAAACCUCGGCACCCACUAACUGUGAAAGAAAAAAAUGGUGUCUUUGGUGCGGUGCAGACACCGCCUCCAGUCAAGCCAACAACACAUUAUUUAAAAGAUGAGACAUCUUUCCUUUCAACCAAAAAUGUUUCCCUCAACACUAGCAAAGACUCGGACAUGUUUUUCCCAGCCAAAAUUCUACCAGCAGGAGUUAGCUCCCUGCCCCAAGAUGAGAUCAGCAAGAUACAAGGAGAAAUGUUGACAUUGCUUCAAGUGCUGCAAACUGUCCAAGAGAGGGCACUCUCUGAGCACAGCCUGGCAUUCCUGCGUCUGCCAGUCAGGUUGAAAGAGAAAGCCGGCUACCUGCCGGAGGAGGAGAACCUGGAGCGUGCACUGGUCAGGCUGGAGGAGCAGAGGGUCAGGUCAGCCCGCAAUGUUUACAACCUCAAGCAAAAAGUUGGGCAGCUGCAGAAGGAGGCGGCCUCUCAUGUCAACAAACCACUGAAACAGCAGCUGCUGAGUGCCCAUCUGAUGACAAACCACCGCAUAGCUCUGAAAUGUUUACAAGCUUUUGUCAAGCACCUGCCAUUCCAUGAGCUGGAGCGCGGUCUCCCUGCUGUCUACCACGACCUGGCAUCUGUCAUACAACAACUGGCGGCACUAUCUGCUGUCAGCAGACAAGAAGACUCUCACACUCACAGGCAGUUGGCAGCCAUCUUGGAUCACAUUCAAAACUUAAACAGCCAGUGGUGUAGACAGCUGAAGACUCAGCCAAGCCAAGAUAGGAAGGUCAAGGAUUGGGUCAGUGACACAAAGCUGGAGCAGAAUUUGUUGCUGAACAAAAACAAAGUCAGCUUUGGAUUUGUUCCUAGACCCACGGCGCAGCGGAAAAAACAGCGCAGAGGUGCUGGCAAAGAAAAUAAAUUGGCUGCCUCAGAUGAGAGAAAGUCACAGCUUCAGAAAGGAAUUGCAUACCUGCUGCAAAAUAAAAGCACAGGAGAUGGCAUAUCUUAUCAAGAAAAACUUGGCAAGCCUGCAUUUGAAAAGGUACAGGUGGGCAGCAGCUGGGAUGAUUUGACCAAACACUACUUGACUUCCACUGUGGCUACCAGGUCAAAAACAGCACAGAGGUCAAGUUCUGCCCCCAGCUCUCCAGAUAGGAAAAAGGAAGUGAACUUUGACCUGCAUAGAUCUCCUUCCCCACCAGCUUUCAGAGUAUCAACACCUUUCUAUGUGGGGGACAUGACAACAGCAGAUGUCAGAGAACAUUUUCCAGUGGGACUGUCAAAGUCAGGUGUCAGCAAACUCCAGCCUAGUUUCUCACAUGAUACCCCUGCAUCCAAUCAAAGGUCACUUUCUGAAGGUCACAGGCUCAGAUCAGCUGAUGUAUCCAAUUCUUUCAUUGAUGAAGUAGAGCAUCGCUUACUCCAGAGGUUAAAGGUCAAGCCAGGUCAAGGACAGCAAAAGAUAGUGAGCCAAGGUUUACAGUCUGAUGACCCAGCUAUACCAACUAGGUCAAAGGUUAAGGUCACAGAUGAUGAAAUCAAAUCAGCAGCGGUGACAUUAAUGGAUGCCCCAACCUUAGAGAACAUCAGCCUGAGGCUAACAGAGAUGCAGCGUGAAGAACAGGAGAUAAGAAAGCGCUGGUCAACUCUCAAGUUUAUCAAGCCCAGAGCCAAGAUGUCCAAUGAACCUCCACACCAGCCCCCUGCCAUUGAGGUAGCUCGACUUCCCCAACCUACUGUCAGCGAGGUCCCAAACUGGCCAGUAGAACCAGUUAUCUUCACCAACUGCCUGGCCAAGCCUGUGAUGAGACAGGUCCACACAAUCAGGACAGAGCCUGUACACAAAAAACAACUGGUCAGCCUGAAGCAGACCAGCGUGGAGAGGAUCAUGCAGAGUCGCAGCACGUUCCAAACUUUCCUGAGGAAAAGGUCCCAUCACCCAACUGGUCGCUUUGACCCGUGGAAACUUGUUGAACAAGUUGCUGAUGAGAUCCUCCAGGAAUGUCUACAAGAUGUGGCCAGCGAGGUGGAGAGUGUCAAUGAAGACAUCGCUAGUCACAUGUUCCAGACAGAGUUCAAGGUGGACCCGAACCAGUUUCCAGGUCAUGGUCAGCAGGUAGGGGUCAAAGAUCACACAGUAACGUUUGCGACUGACAUGCAGGAUGUCAGAUGGAACUCUCUAGGGGACCUGGGGGUGGAGCCAACACUGAUGGGGGUGGAGCCAACUCUAAUGAGGCUGGUCCCCUCCUCUUCCAGAGAUUCCUCCCCUGAGCCAGGUGUGUCUCACAGACAAGACUCUCCAUCAGCAUGCCAGCAAUCUUCUGCUGACCACAGUAGGAGUGAGGGCAAGAGUGACCACAGUAGGAGUGACCACAGUAGGAGUGAGGGCAAGAGUGACCACAGUAGGAGUGAGGGCAAGAGUGACCACAGUAGGAGUGAGGGCAAGAGUGACCACAGUAGGAGUGACCACAGUAGGAGUGAGGGCAAGAGUGACCACAGUAGGAGUGAGGGCAAGAGUGACCACAGUAGGAGUGAGGGCAAGAGUGACCACAGUAGGAGUGAGGGCAAGAGUGACCACAGUAGGAGUGAGGGCAAGAGUGACCACAGUAGGAGUGAGGGCAAGAGUGACCACAGUAGGAGUGAGGGCAAGAGUGACCACAGUAGGAGUGAGGGCAAGAGUGACCACAGUAGGAGUGAGGGCAAGAGUGACCACAGUAGGAGUGAGGGCAAGAGUGACCACAGUAGGAGUGACCACAGUAGGAGUGAGGGCAAGAGUGACCACAGUAGGAGUGAGGGCAAGAGUGACCACAGUAGGAGUGAGGGCAAGAGUGACCACAGUAGGAGUGAGGGCAAGAGUGACCACAGUAGGAGUGAGGGCAAGAGUGACCACAGUAGGAGUGAGGCAAGUUACCCCCUGGCGAGUCAAGUAAAAGAGAACAGUGAUGACAGCUUUGAGAGAGGGAGCAAAGAUGAAGAGAAAUAUUCAGAUGAUGGUUUUGAAGAAACUGACGAUGAUUCUGCUAAUUAGUGACAUUAAUAAAAUGGGGACUUUUAUUCAGAUAUGUAACUUUGUAUUUUCUCUUGAAAUAAAUUCUCCUGCAAGUGCUGACAUGAUCACAUAACUGGAGUAAGUUUUUGAUUUGAUCUUUAGGUCACCACAGUCUUGGCAUUUGUUUGUCUAUAAAAUGUGUUAGUUACAUCUAGAUUUAAAGUUUGAUGGUGAAAGUGUCUGCAGAAAAAAAUGCCUGCCCUGAUCUAUUCUUGUAUUGAUCAGCUGGGACAGUCAACUGGGUCGAACAGAUUUUAACUGACCUCCUUAGUGCAAGUUUUUAAGUCAUCAUUUAUCCAGCAGUUCUUGGCUGAAAAUAGCAACAUCAGAGAUGGCAAUUUUUUUUUGUAUGAUUUGGAUUGUUUGGAUAAUUAAAACCUAUAAUUGUUUGCAGCCAGGCCACUUAACACAAUGGGACAAGACAAAUUACAUUCCUGAACAUACAGACUGAUUCAUCUUAAUUUGGAAUGUGAUCAUUUUGAUGCACAACUUUUUAUUUCCACAUUAAAUGUUUUUUUUUAAAAUGUAUAACUUUUUAUACAACUAAUCUGAUAAUCUAAUUAUAUCAUUUUUAUAAAGUGGUUGAGCUUUUAUAAAAUGACUGAAUGCUAAACUAGAAUUAAACAUGUAUGUGUCUAACUUAUAGAUGUAGCCACUACUUUAAAUUGCUAUCUAAAUGGAAAUCAUUAUACUGCAGGAAAAGAAUUAUUUUUGCUAUCAGAAACAGUAGCCCUUAAAACAUUUAUGCUCUCUGAAAAUUAUUUGACCAGCAUGCGUCUACAGUACAGUGAUCUGUGUCCGAGGCUUAUAUUUGCUGGCAGUGCAAACAAGAUAAAAGGUUAGGAAAAUUGUAUAGGAACUGAUGACAGUAGAUUACAUCUCAUUAAGUCGAUCUGUUUGAAGUUUAUUUUAGGAAUUAAUUGUCAAGCGUAGUGCAUUUAUAUAUCAGUUUGGUUUCAUAAACAAACGUAAGAGUUCAUGGGCAUAGCUUAUAUUAAAAUAAAUUAACAUGUAAAAUGGAUAUAAUUUCUAUAAUUUAAAAGAAACGUUUAAAAGAGAUAUUGUGUAUUAAAUUGCAAACAGAUUUAUUGUAUAAUAUUAAUUAGUUUAUAUUUUAUUUUGUAAGAUGUAAUGAAAUGUGUAUGGAGCUGGAGAAAUUAUUUUCUUAGUUUCGCUGACCCUGAAUCCUUUUAUUAAAUUAAAUUUAACAUGGAUU
Physella acuta is the source of this 5055-nucleotide messenger RNA. Its product is annotated as protein moonraker. NCBI's taxonomy places the organism in Eukaryota, Metazoa, Mollusca, Gastropoda, Physidae. The record is from RefSeq and is a predicted model, not a curated record. Gene Ontology annotation, biological process: protein localization to centrosome; centriole replication. Gene Ontology annotation, cellular component: centriolar satellite; microtubule organizing center.